AUGUUGAGCUAUAUAAAUGUGAACUGGUUCUCACUUCCAGCCCAAGCCUACUGUGAGCUUGGUCAUAUUGAGUUUGAGGUGAAAAAUACUGAUAAAGCCAUUGAUUUGCUUAACAAAUGUAUUAAUGACUACACGGGGUAUUUGAACGAGAAUUAUGUGCUUAUUGGCAAUCAGUUCUCACUUCCAGCCCAAGCCUACUGUGAGCUUGGUAAUAUUGAGUUUGAGGUGAAAAAUACUGAUAAAGCCAUUGAUUUGCUUAACAAAUGUAUUAAUGACUACACGGGGUAUCUGAACGAGAAUUAUGUACAUGUUAAAUCAUUUGCAACACUCAGACGACUGGGUCUUUACACCGAGAAACAGGGCACUGAUGAUCAGAAAUUAAUAUAA
Oppiella nova is the source of this 387-nucleotide messenger RNA. The record is from the annotation of a GenBank genome assembly. Lineage: Eukaryota; Metazoa; Arthropoda; Arachnida; Sarcoptiformes; Oppiidae.